AGCAUGACGGUGGUGUAUCCGCGCAAGAUGUUGGCCCGAUUCCAUCCGUAUCACGGACAGAACAUAAUCCUGUUCAACGAGAACACGGUCGCCUACCGCAAGGCGAGUUUCGGUAAUGCGCUCACCUUUAGCGAAAAGCCACUGCAACCGGGGGAAAUAUUUCUGCUGGAGAUUGAGAAGAACGAGAGGGGCUGGAGCGGACAUAUGCGGCUAGGUCUCACGCAGCUAGACAUUAAACCUGCUUCCGCGCUGCAGUAUGCCUUACCGGACCUAACGAACCUCGGCUCGAGCUGGGUCUUUCCAAUUACACGCACCGUGGGCAAUUCGAUGCUGAAAAGCAACAUCCUCGGAAACGGCAUCAACGUAAAGACGUCCCGGGGUGUCUUCCCGCGUAGUCUACUAAAACCGAUCUCACAGGAUGGUGGCGCCAGCGCGGACAUUCUGCCCACAGACACAAACUCACGCAUCGGCGUGAUCUUUGUACCAAGCGAGCACGAGGCGGAUAAGGCGGAGCUGCAUUUUAUCAUCAAUGGCGAGGAUCAGGGACCGUGCACGCACGACAUCCCGUACACAAAGGGCGCUCUGCACGUGGUGAUCGACGUCUACGGUACGACAAAGCAGGUGAAGAUCAUUCAGCUGUACGGCAUCUCGACGUUGCAGGGCGCGUGUCGCGAUGCGAUACUAGCCCGGGUGAAAAGGUCCGCCAUUCCUGACCUCCCGUUGCCAGAGAGCCUGAAAAGCUAUUUGAUGCAGCUGUAGAUUUGCGAAGUGUGAGACUACGGACACGAUGCAACUGGGCUGGGUAGAGAUGGCCUCUAGCGAAGGGAGAACAUUACUGUAGAGAAUGUACUCCCAUCGCACUACGUUUAAACUGGGCAGGUUUUAAACCGCGAACCUAUAACGGCGACUCUCGAAAGCCUGUUAAUUAUAUUAACAGGGGCAGUUAUUAUUGUCUCUCUUAAACCUGACCUUCCUUUUAAACAUACACAAUUUACAAACAAAC
Molecule: messenger RNA, 1003 nt
Organism: Anopheles nili
Lineage: Eukaryota; Metazoa; Arthropoda; Insecta; Diptera; Culicidae
Product: neuralized-like protein 2
Exons: 2
Coding region: 4-759 (251 amino acids)
Biological process (GO): intracellular signal transduction
Molecular function (GO): ubiquitin protein ligase activity
Source: RefSeq, a predicted model, not a curated record